This is a messenger RNA of Ochlerotatus camptorhynchus, 2687 nucleotides long. It is a transcript of the gene Sytalpha, whose product is annotated as Synaptotagmin alpha. Gene Ontology annotation, cellular component: axon; dense core granule; plasma membrane. NCBI's taxonomy places the organism in Eukaryota, Metazoa, Arthropoda, Insecta, Diptera, Culicidae. Gene Ontology annotation, molecular function: syntaxin binding; phosphatidylserine binding; calcium-dependent phospholipid binding. Gene Ontology annotation, biological process: cellular response to calcium ion; synaptic vesicle endocytosis; calcium ion-regulated exocytosis of neurotransmitter. The transcript is spliced from 7 exons. The coding region runs from base 730 to 2241 and encodes 503 amino acids. The record is from RefSeq and is a predicted model, not a curated record.
GUAGAUGUGUCGCACUUUCAUCCUUCCGUGACCUCGGUUACUACCGACCGACUUACUUGCUGCUGCUAGUUGACGACGACGGUCUGGUCUGGAAGCUGCAACACAGUGCUCGGUUAACGAUCGUUCAUGUGUACAAAGAAAAAUAUUGAUUUUUCCAUCCCACCCCUCCCUAGGUCUCGGGUGUGCGCCAGUGACGACAACGACGUUAGUGAAAGUUGCAAAUUUUCCGGAUGGUACAAUGGUACAGUCAUAACCGUUUCGGUCAGCAGCACCGGGUUCCGUUAAUGUUUUGACACUAAUUAAAUGGGUGAAAUUGGAGCAUCAGAUCGGGCUAGUGCGUGUCGUGUCAUGUGGUGUGGAUCCUUAUUGUUUGCCACAGGAUAGAGUGAGGCUUAAUGUGUGUAAAAUUUUGGCUACAUUUGUACGCCUGCCAUAACGGGUGGUAGAUUUACAACAACGUAUCGGUUGAGUGUGUUCGGUCACGCCAAUUGCUCGGAGACGGAGUACAUGUGACAAAUUGUGGGUGUGGAUACCGGGAAUCGGAAGGAGCUGACCAUCUGUUGCCAUCGUUGCAGCAGGAUCGAGUGGAUACAUCGGAACCGUUUUAUGAAGGCUGAAUUCUGCUAAAAAGUACAAACAUCCAACACACACCCGGGUAAACUCUAACCAAACUGAAUGGUCUCCCGAAGAGUAUAACAUCCCGCAAGACAACCACGACAGCAAGCCAAUAUGAAACUGCCCAACAUCGGUCAGCAUGGUGGCGAAGGGGAGCCCGAUCAAUCCGUUGCACCCCUGCAGCUGGUAGUAUACGUUUCGGUAUCGCUGCUGAUAGUGUCCCUGCUGGGGCUUCUCAUCUACAUCACGUGCUCCAAACGGUACCGGCUGAAUUGGUUCGAGAAAAACCUACUGGAAACGGCCAAGGAGAGGGAGACGUACGGUCAGAGAAAUCAAGGGCAGGUAAGCUGUCCGAUUCCAUACAAUGUUGAUGCCGUGGCAGGCACGUCACGAUACCUGAACCGGAACACCGGAAGCCCGCUAGCAAAAACCGACGACCCACCCUUUUGGGCAUCCCAAGGGAUUUACAAAAACGCCCACUCGUGCGACCAGCUUAUUGACUCGUCAGAUGAGGAACCCCCGGACGAUAGUGCGGACUCAUCGAGCAGCUGUAAAUCAGUUAUAGCGGUCGGUUCGGUGCCCAUCGCUCGCACCGACAAGCACGUUGUCCUGAGCACAACGAGCCCAGCAAAACCCACCACAUCGACGGUGAAGGCGAAAAACAAUCAGCAAGGAUCUGCAAAUGCUUCCGCUGCCGAGGAUACGCUUGAUGCAGCAGCCUCCGGCAUCGCCGGCAGCAGCUCUCCCGUGAAACUUGAACCCGGUGAGGACUCUCGGGGAGAAAUUCACCUAAUGCUCAACUACGACCCCAGUUCGGGAAUUUUGAAUGUCAAGCUCGUUGAGGCGCAGGACCUGCAACCGCGUGACUUCAGUGGCACCGCGGAUCCAUAUGCAAAGAUAAGACUGCUCCCAGAUCGCAAUAACAUGUGGCAAACUAGGAUACACAAGAAAACGCUGAAUCCAGUGUUCGACGAAGAUUUCGUAUUCGAAGUCCGACCGGCCACCAUAGGCCGUCGCACACUCGAGGUGCUUCUGUUCGACUUUGACGCCUAUUCCCGCCACGUGGUCAUCGGUGGAGCACAACUUGCGCUGGCGCACGUUGACCUCUCCGAUCGGUUGGACGUCUGGCAACCCCUUGGACCCUGCACUGAAACUGAUAUAAAACAAGACCUCGGUGACGUUAUGGUUUCCCUGUCAUAUCUUCCCUCGGUCGAGAAAUUGACCGUAGUUAUAAUCAAAGCUAGGAACCUUCGAAUCAUUGAUGAAACCCGAAGCUCCUCGGACCCCUACGUUAAGGUAUCGCUUCACAACUUGGACGGGAAGCGACUCAAAAAACGCAAAACGACCGUAGCGCGGAAUACGGUUGCUCCGGUUUACAAUGAGGCACUUUCGUUUGACAUAGCCAGAGACUCGCUGAAGAAUUGCUCCAUCGAACUGCAGGUCCUGCACGACAGUCUGCUGGGAAAGAACGAAGUACUCGGCCGGGCUACCAUCGGAAGUGGACCGGAUGUUAGGCCUGAAGAUCGAGCGUUCUUUGACGAACUAUUCCGCAAUCGGUCGGCCACUGCUCAAUGGAUAGCACUCUCAGAUUGGAAGGCUGCAAAACCAGUAGCGGCAAGCAAAUGAAGGGUUUCCCUCGGUGGUGACUUGUAUUUUUACUCAGUAGAGCAGAUACAUUUUUAAGCAAACGUCCAAUGUACCUUAAUCUAUUGCUGAUUGUUAACCAGAGGGCAACCGUCAGAAAUUUAUCGCAUUGUUGAAUGUUUUAAGCGUUGCUAUAAGUAUAUAUAUAUAUAUAUAUAUAUAGAUGUGGCGAUUCUUACAAGCAUUGAGAGAAGCCCCGCCAUGAAUUAUGUUAUGUACACACUUAGUAACGAUUUACUGUAGCCUAGACAUUCUAAACUUAUACACCAUCAUGAUCGUAUACUGUAGGCUUGUUUAGUAUUCUAAAUACGUAUCCUUUUACCUCUAGUUGCGUUUCUGACCUGUUAUGACACAUUUUAAAAUAUAUCUUACAUGUCUAAAACCACGAUAAAAUACACUCACACCAAAGAUGGAAAAGGACAGACAAA